Ostrea edulis (European flat oyster) is the source of this 2933-nucleotide messenger RNA. Its product is annotated as sterile alpha motif domain-containing protein 15-like. Lineage: Eukaryota; Metazoa; Mollusca; Bivalvia; Ostreida; Ostreidae. The record is from RefSeq and is a predicted model, not a curated record. The coding region runs from base 1619 to 2062 and encodes 147 amino acids. The transcript has 4 exons. Gene Ontology annotation, molecular function: protein binding.
GACUGCAUAUUAUGUUAUCACUCGGUUUUACUUACAGGUCGCUCGCUAUCUUCUCCCAAUGUUUUUAAUAAUUAGUCGCCGGAUUCAUGUGUUUAAUUAAUUUACUAAGUAAUCCUAUUCAAAGCCAAGGCCGUCGUCGGCGGUCCGGCCGGUCCGGCCAUGGCCGGACCAAUAUUUCGGCCGAUAAUGCCCAACCCAACUUUUUCCGAUUUUUGUAUUUGCGAUCCAUCUUGCCAUGGCCAGUGUAAAGGACAGGUUCGACCAGCCGGGAUACCGUGUUCUUCAGAACGUCGAGGACCUGCUGAUCAAAUCCGCACAGCCAAUCAGGACAGAAUUCACAGAAGAGCUGGACUUUGUGUGUGAGUUCUAUGGUAGUGACGUCAACCGCGACAGAUUAGAGGCACAGCUACAGGUGCUACGUGCCCAUUUCGUGAACGCUGAACAGGGGAAAGUUGCGCUCGCUGACGUCAUGAAAUUUCUGUCAGACCAGAGCGAGCACUAUUCUCGGAGGUCGUGGUAUUGCUGAAGAUACUAUUAGUAAUGCCAGCUACAAACGCUACCAGUGAGCGCACAUUCUCCGCACUUCGGCGCAUCAAAACAUACUUGCGUUCGACAAUGACCCAAGUGCGUUUGAACAAUCUAAUGAUGUUACAUAUCCACAAGGACAAAACAGAUUCGCUAGACCUGUGUGCGAUUGCUGACGAAUUCGCAACAACAAAAGAGCGACGGCGGUGUGUUUUUGGAAAGUUUAAGUGAACAAAUCCGGUGCACGAAAAGCAUAGUGCAUUCACUAAUCGUACCUGUAAUUUCAGUUAUUAAAUUUACAUGUACUAUUUUUGCAACAUGCGUGUAAUUCGAACCUUUAACCCUCCGUUGAUGGACUUCAUCAACGAACAUAUUGAAAAUAUAUGCCAAAAAAUCCCAUAAAAAGCGCACGAAUUUUAGUGUCAGAUAUACCGGAAAACGCUUCUAAGGGCAUCCUAGAAUAAAAAAAUUUCCGGGGGAGCAUGCCCCCGGACCCCCCUAGAAAUGAUCAAUCAUAAAAAUGGCUGGACCAAUCACAAAAUCGUGACGACGGGCCUGUUCAAAGCACAAACUCAGUGAAUUGUGAACGGGAUUUUCCUACCGAAUUUCAUUUUGGAACAAAUUGUUUUACGAAUAUCGAAAAUUAAAAACUAUCAUCGAUAAUAUUUGAUGAAGACAUUAAAUUUAUAGAGAAAAUACCUUGCUUGACCAGACUCUUGUUGAGGUAUGCACUGUUUGAAGAUUUCACCGUUAUAUAGGGCAAAAUGAUUCUGCAUGUUCUCAUUAUUGACAUUUUAUAUUUAGACAGAAAAGUAUAUAUUCUAAGAAAGUCGUAAUUUAGGACAACCUAUCCUAAAUUUUUUUCUAACCAAAAACAAACAAACACCCACCACCCCCCCUCCAAAAUAAUGAUAUUCAGUGACUGGUUUAAAAACGAAGGUCCGGAGGACGGAUGUUUAGUAUUGCAUAACGCACUAAACUGUCAUAUGUCCCCGGUUACAUUGAAUCGACGGGAAUAUACAUCGGGAUUGGGAUUCCAAACAGGUGUUCCAAGAACGAUAACUCAGGUUAUCCUUGGAAACGUAAACAAGUGAUGUCGACAAUGGAGAGUGCAAUAGAAGAUUUAAAGGACGACAAUGUCCCUCCUUGUUUAUACUGGUCCGUGGAGAAAGUGGCGGAAUGGAUAGAGAAAUUAGGAUUCCCGAAUUACACGUCUUGCAUCACCAGCAAUCGUAUAGAUGGAAGGAAACUCAUCACGUUAGAGGCCUCUCAGCUGCCCAACAUAGGAAUUACAGACUUCAAACAUAUCAAGACUAUCUCUAAAGCUGUGCGAGAACUACUCUUUAUAGAAGAACCAGACUGGAAAAGAAGCAUAUCUCGGCCUCCCCUGGAAGAUCUUGGAAUGUAUCUAGAAAGAAAAAGUCAUGUUGGAAAGAAUCUUGAUGGACUAACGUACAAAGCGUUUUUACUGAACUUGAAAGACUCGAAAUGGCAGCCACCUCUGGCCAAUCACUGCUUGAUUCUUCCACGUUCAUAAAGUACCACGGAGAUACUGAGGUCAUGUGACUGUCAUGUGAUAGAAACAGACUGUACUGAUGUACUUUUUGUCAGCAGUGCCAUUGUAUAACAGCAUUGUUACAAAAGCCCAAAAGUUCCAGGUUUAUUUGCUACCAACACUAAAUUAAAGACAAUAUAUUUUGUAAACUUUACAAACCACCAGCAUUAUAUAUUUCAUCAGAUGACCCUCCAAAAACACGAGAUCUUCACUGUGGUGCUCCUUGCUCUGUGAUUGACAUUUUUUCGGUUUUGUUUACUACCUUAAGACUGUGAUACUGAUAUUUUACACUAAGAAUACCUGCUGAAAGCACAAAAGACUUUCUGUUGUACUUGGUAUAUUGAUGUACUUGGUAUAUUGAUGGUAUAUAUUUUUGUUUUCUGUGAUUUUAUCACACUGAGCAGAACAAUAUAUCGGGAUACAUGACUGACAACUGGAUACACCUGUAAUAUUUUAUUGUGGUGCACAACCUCAACAAGAUUAAGCCGUGCCUUCUUAAAUGUCGACUGUGUCUACAAUCACUUCAUUUGUGUAUUUACCUGAAACAAAACAUAACAAUAAAUUACUAUGGAUAGGACAGUUUUCUGUUUUCAAAUUAUCAGCUGUUGAUAAGAGACAAUAAUAACUGGAGGAUAAAGAAUUGGCAUCCAUUUGACCAAGUAAAGAAUUUGAAUUGUUUUGACCAAGUAAAGAAUUUGAAUUGUUUUGACCAAGUAAAGAAUUUGAAUUGUUUUGCUGCGAUAAAAACUUAACAUUGUUUUGAUCAUGAUAAAGAAUUUGCAUUGUUUUGACCAUGAUAAAGAAUUUGUAUUGAUUUGAUUGAGAUAAAGAAGUCACAUUGUUUUGACUAAGA